This is a messenger RNA of Aspergillus heteromorphus CBS 117.55, 1530 nucleotides long. RefSeq names its product tRNA (guanine-N2-)-methyltransferase. The transcript has 5 exons. Gene Ontology annotation, biological process: methylation. Lineage: Eukaryota; Fungi; Ascomycota; Eurotiomycetes; Eurotiales; Aspergillaceae. The coding region runs from base 93 to 1481 and encodes 462 amino acids. Gene Ontology annotation, cellular component: cytoplasm. The record is from RefSeq and is a predicted model, not a curated record. Gene Ontology annotation, molecular function: nucleic acid binding.
AGCAGGAGAGCAGCAUCUUGGGUCUCAUUCAACCUUGCGCCAUUGAUUUUGUCGGUUUUCAUUCGCCUCUAAGGACUGGUACGCAGCCAACGAUGGAGUAUUUGAUUCGCUUCGCCCAGGUCCACGAGUCUUUUCGACAGCCCGAAAUCCAGGCGCUGGCUGACUUGGCGGGGGUGGAUCUUGAGUUCCUAUACUACGAUAAAAAUUCCCCAUUCUGCAUCAUCAAAGUACAAGAUGAAGCUACCGCGCGUGCUGUCAUCGCUCGCAGCAUCAUAGCCAAGGACAUAUUUGAGCUUUGGGGCCAAGGCGCCAACUUUGACGACGUCCACGUCGACGUCCGCAGGCGGACAGAGGAUCGCUGGGCCAGGUUCAAGGAUGAUUCAUUCCGCUUUACCAUAGACAGCUUCGCGGGGAAGCGCAACGAGAAAAAGAAGCGCGAAAUUAUCCAAUCUUUCUCGUUUCUUGGAUUCAAAGGUCCCAUCCGGAUGAAGAACCCCGACCAGGAUUUCUGGGUGUUCGAAGACUACGGGUGGGACCUUUCUUCCCCUGAUAUUCUUCGCCCUCGCCCCGAGGGACAGGAACCAAGGACUAUUUACUUUGGACGGUGGAUCGCGAAUAGCAGCCGAGAUGUCAUUAACAAGUAUGAUUUGAAGAAGCGCCGCUAUAUCAGCACCACCUCGAUGGAUGCGGAGCUGACCCUCAUCACGGCCAAUAUGGCGCAUGCGGGCCCCGGGAAGAUUUUCUAUGAUCCUUUUGUGGGAACGGGGAGCUUCCUGGUGGCGAUGUCUCAUUUUGGGUCCCAGACGUUUGGUUCUGAUAUCGACGGGCGCAGUUUCCGGGGGAAGGAGAUGGAGAAGGGCGGUACGAUGGGAGUUUUGUCGAAUUUCCAGCAAUAUGACAACGUGGGAAAGUUUAUGGAUGUGUUUACGUCCGAUCUCACCAAUACACCUUUGCGGUCCUACCAGUUUCUGGACGGCAUUGUCUGUGAUCCACCUUACGGUGUUCGGGAGGGUCUCAGAGUUCUGGGAAGGCGUGAGGGUCUCAAAAACGAAGAGGUCAUUAUCGACGGAAUCCCGGCUCACUAUCGGCCCGGCUAUAUUGCGCCCAAAAAGCCAUAUGGCUUUGAAGCCAUGCUCAACGAUAUCCUCAGCUUUGCCUCCAGAACGCUCGUGACCGGUGGCCGUCUGGCCAUGUGGAUGCCAACUUCCAAUGACGAAGAGGGUGUGGUAUUCCCGGUCCCGAUGCACCCGAACCUGGAGGUUCUGAACGUAUCUGUCCAGCCAUUCUACAGCUGGUCCCGCCGACUCAUCACAUAUCGGAGACUCCCGGAAGGACAGGUCUCGGAUGUCUCACAGGGACGCCAAGUACUCGACUCUGAAGGAGUAUACGCAGAUCAAUUAAACGCUUUCAGGAGGAAGUAUUUCACGAAAAACCAGCACGACACGGUCUCAAAGUCAAGGAAGGAAAGCCCCGCAUCAUAACACAGAUAUAUGUCUGUCCUGCAUCAUAUCAUGUCCCGAAUCACACGAC